Kluyveromyces marxianus DMKU3-1042 is the source of this 1539-nucleotide messenger RNA. RefSeq names its product histone acetyltransferase GCN5 (gene GCN5). Gene Ontology annotation, biological process: positive regulation of transcription by RNA polymerase II; chromatin remodeling. Gene Ontology annotation, molecular function: protein binding; histone H3 acetyltransferase activity. The record is from RefSeq and is a predicted model, not a curated record. Gene Ontology annotation, cellular component: histone acetyltransferase complex. The transcript has a single exon. Lineage: Eukaryota; Fungi; Ascomycota; Saccharomycetes; Saccharomycetales; Saccharomycetaceae. The coding region runs from base 1 to 1539 and encodes 512 amino acids.
AUGCCGGUCAAAAGGCGCUAUACCGGUCAAGGUAGAUCACAAACUAAGAGAGGAAAAAAUGGUAAGAUAAAAGAUACGAUAAAACCAAAAGUUGAACAGGAAGAAACACCCGAAAUUGAAGAAUCACCAUCAGUUUUAGAUCCUGCUGAUGAUACUUCCAAGGCAGCGGAUGCAAACGAUGAAGAGCAAGAGGCAAAAGAACCUCCAGAAAAUAAUGAAGACGUUGAAUCAGUAAAGGAGGGAUCAGAUUCAGUCAAUGAAAACGAUUCAGAAAAGGCAGACGUCAAAGAAGAGGAAAAUACCGGAUCAUCGGUCACAAAUGACAACAAAGAGAAAGAAGAAUCCAAAUUAGAGGAAAAGCAGUUGGAAAAGGAGGCAGAUGAAAAAGCGGAUGCGCAACCAAUUGCUGAGAAUGAGGUUGUUGAUGAGGAGGCAGGAAUAACAAAGUUUGAUUUCGAUGGGCAGGAAUACAGCUAUAAAGACAGACCAAGUGUCAUGGAGGAAAAGGAAGGUAAAAUUGAAUUUAGGGUGGUCAAUAAUGAUAACAGUAAGGAAAAUAUGAUGGUUUUAACUGGUUUGAAAAACAUCUUCCAAAAACAACUACCUAAAAUGCCCAAAGAAUAUAUUGCAAGACUAGUGUACGAUCGAUCACAUCUCUCUAUGGCAGUUGUUAGGAAACCACUAACAGUGGUGGGUGGUAUAACAUAUCGUCCAUUUGAUAAACGUGAGUUUGCAGAGAUUGUGUUCUGUGCGAUCAGUUCUACCGAGCAAGUGAGAGGGUAUGGUGCUCAUUUGAUGAAUCACUUGAAAGACUAUGUUAGGGCAACAUCUCCAAUAAAAUAUUUCUUGACAUAUGCAGACAAUUACGCAAUUGGUUAUUUCAAAAAACAAGGCUUUACUAAAGAAAUCACCCUAGAUAAAAAUAUAUGGAUGGGGUACAUCAAGGAUUACGAAGGGGGUACUCUAAUGCAAUGUUCUAUGUUACCAAGAAUUCGCUAUCUCGAUGCAGCUAAAAUUCUCUUACUACAAGAGGCGGCAAUCCAGAGAAAAAUUCGAAGCAUAUCAAAAUCCCAUAUAGUUCGUCCCGGAUUGAAGCAGUUUGAGGAUUUAACAAACAUAAAGCCAAUAGACCCAAUGACGAUACCUGGAUUAAAGGAAGCAGGUUGGACUCCUGAAAUGGAUGAGCUUGCUCAAAGGCCUAAACGUGGACCCCACUAUGCUGCUAUGCAAAAUCUGUUAACAGAGCUCCAAAAUCAUGCUGCUGCUUGGCCGUUCUUACAACCAGUUAAUAAGGAACAGGUUCCUGACUAUUAUGAAUUUAUAAAAGAACCUAUGGACUUAAGUUCUAUGGAAAUGAAGUUGAAUGGAAACAGAUAUGAGAAGAUGGAAAAUUUCAUAUACGAUGCCAGACUAAUAUUUAAAAACUGCAGAGCGUAUAAUGGCGAAAAUACAUCAUACUACAAAUAUGCUAACCGUUUAGAGAAGUUCUUCAACUCUAAAGUUAAGGAGAUUCCGGAGUAUGCGCAUCUUGUGGAUUAA